Molecule: messenger RNA, 4557 nt
Organism: Aethalodelphis obliquidens (Pacific white-sided dolphin)
Lineage: Eukaryota; Metazoa; Chordata; Mammalia; Artiodactyla; Delphinidae
Gene: CLSTN1
Product: calsyntenin 1
Exons: 19
Coding region: 239-3187 (982 amino acids)
Biological process (GO): positive regulation of synaptic transmission; positive regulation of synapse assembly; homophilic cell-cell adhesion
Cellular component (GO): postsynaptic membrane; cell surface
Molecular function (GO): calcium ion binding
Source: RefSeq, a predicted model, not a curated record
GCGCCGCCGCCAUCUUAGUUGCUGCCUCUGCCUCCAGCGAAGCGCUGCCUGCGCCGAGGGGAGGGCGCCCGCGGCCCGAGCGCGCGGCCCAGCGUCACGGCGGCGGCGCCUCCUCGGACCCCGGUGCUCGCCGCAGCGCCAAGCAGCCGGCCUCGGGCCACGAGAGCCCCGCUCGGCGCCCCGCGCGCGUCCCUGCCGCUCCCGCCUCGGGCGGGCCGCGGCGCCGGGAGCCGGAGCGAUGCUGCGCCGCCCUGCUCCCGCGCUGGCCCCGGCCGCCUGGCUGCUGCUGGCCGGGCUGCUGUGCGGCGGCGGGGUCUGGGCCGCGCGAGUCAACAAGCACAAGCCGUGGCUGGAGCCCACGUAUCACGGCUUAGUUACGGAGAGUGACAGCACCGUGCUCCUCGACCCGCCACUGAUCGCCCUGGACAAAGAUGCACCUCUGCGCUUUGCAGAGAGUUUUGAGGUGACAGUCACCAAAGAAGGUGAGAUUUGUGGAUUUAAAAUUCAUGGGCAGAAUGUCCCCUUUGAUGCAGUAGUGGUGGAUAAAUCCACUGGCGAGGGAAUCAUUCGCUCAAAAGAGAAACUGGACUGUGAACUCCAGAAGGACUACACAUUCACCAUCCAGGCCUACGACUGCGGGAAGGGGCCUGACGGGGCCAACGUGAAAAAGUCUCAUAAAGCCACUGUCCAUAUUCAGGUGAACGACGUGAACGAGUAUGCCCCUGUAUUCAAGGAGAAGUCCUACAAAGCCACGGUGGUAGAGGGGAAGCAGUACGACAGCAUCCUGAGGGUGGAGGCAGUGGACGCAGACUGCUCCCCCCAGUUCAGCCAGAUUUGCAGCUAUGAGAUUGUCACCCCGGAUGUGCCAUUUGCUGUCGACAAAGAUGGUUAUAUAAAAAACACAGAGAAGCUGAACUCCAGGAAAGAGCAACAGUACAAGCUGACAGUCACGGCCUACGACUGCGGGAAGAAGAGGGCAACAGAGGAUGCUUUGGUGAAGAUCAGCAUCAAGCCCACCUGCACCCCUGGGUGGCAAGGAUGGAACAAGAGGGUCGAGUACGAGCCUGGCACUGGUGCUUUGGCGCUUUUCCCAAACGUCCACCUGGAGACAUGUGGUGAAUCGGUGGCCUCAGUGCAGGUGACGGUGGAGCUGGAGACCAGCCACAUAGGGAAGGGCUGUGACCGCGACACCUACUCUGAGAAGUCUCUCCACCGGCUCUGUGGCGCUGCGUCUGGCACAGCUGAGCUGCUCCCUUCCCCGGGCGGCUCCUUGAACUGGACCAUCGGCCUCCCCACUGACAAUGGCCACGACAGCGACCAGGUCUUCGAGUUCAAUGGCACUCAAGGGGUGAGGGUCCCAGAUGGCGUCGUUUCCGUCAACCCCAAGGAGCCUUUUACGAUCUCUGUGUGGAUGAGGCACGGGCCGUUUGGCAGGAAGAAGGAGACGGUCCUUUGCAGCUCAGACAAAACAGAUAUGAACCGACACCAUUAUUCACUCUAUGUCCACGGCUGCUGGCUUAUUUUCCUCCUCCGUCAGGAUCCUUCAGAAGAGAAGAAAUACAAACCUGCAGAAUUCCACUGGAAGUUGAAUCAGGUCUGUGACGAGGAAUGGCAUCACUAUGUCCUCAACGUGGAAAUCCCAAACGUGACUCUUUAUGUGGACGGCGUCUCUCAUAAGCCCUUCUCUGUGACUGAAGACUACCCGCUUCACGCGUCCAAGAUCGAAACCCAGCUCAUGGUUGGAGCUUGCUGGCAAGAGUAUUCAGGAGUUGAAAAUGACAAUGAAACUGAGCCUGUGCCUGUGGCCUCUGCAGGUGGUGACCUGCACAUGACUCAGUUUUUCCGAGGUAAUCUGGCUGGCCUGACGAUCCGUUCCGGGAAGCUCACAGAUAAAAAAGUGAUUGACUGUCUGUAUACCUGUAAAGAGGGGCUAGACCUGCACAUCCCCGAAGGCAGCGGCAGCGGUGUCAAGAUCCAAGCCAACCCCAGUCAGUCAGUGUUGACCUUGGAGGGAGAGGAUGUAGCGGAGUUGGAUAAGGCCAUGCAGCACAUUUCCUACCUGAAUUCACGACAGUUCCCCACACCCGGGAUCCGAAGACUCAAAAUCACCAGCGUGGUCAAGUGUUUCAACGAGGCCGCCUGCCUCUCAGUCCCCGCGUUGGAUGGCUACGUGAUGGUUCUGCAGCCGGAAGAGCCCAAGAUCAGUCUGAGUGGCAUCCACCACUUCGCUCGAGCGGCUUCCGAAUUUGAAAGCGCGGAGGGGGUUUUCCUUUUCCCCGAGCUUCGGAUCAUCAGCACCAUCACGAGAGAGGUGGAGCCCGAAGGAGAAGGGGACGAGGACCCCACAGUUCAAGAGUCACUGGUGUCAGAGGAGAUUGUCCACGACCUAGACACCUGCGAGGUCACGGUGGAGGGAGAGGAACUGAACCGAGAGCAGGAGAGCCUAGAAGUGGACACGGCCCGCCUGCAGCAGAAGGGCAUCGAAGUGAGCAGCUCUGACCUGGGUGUGGUCUUCACAGGUGUCGACACCAUGGCUAGCUACGAGGAGGUCUUGCACCUCCUGCGCUACCGGAACUGGCACACCAGGUCCUUGCUUGACCGGAAGUUCAAGCUCGUCUGCUCCGAGCUGAAUGGUCGCUACGUCAGCAACGAGUUCCAGGUGGAGGUGAACGUCAUCCACACGGCCAACCCCGUGGAGCACGCCAGCCACAUGGCCGCGCAGCCGCAGUUCGUCCACCCCGAGCACCGCUCCUUCAUUGACCUCUCAGGUCACAACCUGGCCAACCCCCACCCGUUCGCAGUCGUCCCCAGCACCGCAACCGUCGUCAUCGUGGUGUGCGUCAGCUUCCUGGUUUUCAUGAUCAUCCUGGGAGUGUUCCGGAUCCGGGCUGCUCACCAGAGGACCAUGCGGGACCAGGACAGCGGCAAAGAGAACGAGAUGGAUUGGGACGACUCUGCCCUGACCAUCACCGUGAACCCCAUGGAGACAUACGAGGACCAGCACAGCAGCGAGGAGGAGGAGGAGGAGGAGGAGGAGGAGGAGGAGAGCGACGCCGGGGACGAGGAGGAUGACAUCACCAGCGCCGAGUCGGAGAGCAGCGAGGAGGAGGGGGUGGAGCCCGGUGACCGGCAGACUGCGAGCCGGCAGCAGCAGCUGGAGUGGGACGACUCCACCCUCAGCUACUGAGCCGCGGCCGUGCCCGCCCGCCGUCGCCUUCUUUCCUGCUUCAGGAGGCUUUGCUGUCAUCCCUGUGCCCACCCCAAGGGUCCACGAUGUACAGAGUCAUCCUGGCCAGUAGGUCUGCAGAGCCUCCCCGUCGCCGAUCUCCGCCCACGCUUGGUGUAUAGGGCCAUAGGCUCCCCCUUGCUCCCUCCCUUCGUCCGCCCUGCUCGCUCUUAAGUUAUGUGAGGAGCUGACGCUCGCUCUGUGGCUGAUGUCAACUCCAGAAAAGCUGCAGUGACUGGACUCCUUGACAAAGGGUUAGAGUUGCUCACUCCUACCUGGUAGUCCUCUUCUUUUUUUUUUUUUAAAAGAAAAGUUUUUAUUUUUUCCAAACUAGUGCAUGUAUAAAAUGGCAGAAUGGGGUUAAUAUGUAGAUGAUGAACUGACUUUUUAAUAUUUUGUAAAUAAAUUGGGAUUCCUCGUGUCUUUUGUGCUAGCAUAAUCCGGGGCUGGAUGCAAAGUGGAGCGGAGACACUGAGCGUGGGAGGGCAGGGACCGGAGACCCUGCCCAUCCCACCCCGCCCCCCACCCCACCCCAAGAUGAGGAGAAAGGAGCACAGACAUUGAUCUGCUGCCCGGCAGGAGGGGACCGGAUGAGGGACCCCUCUUUGGAGGCUGGAAACGGCCAGGUCUUUUCUUUGGGAUUCUACCCAUUGAGGGCUGCGGGGAGCUGGGGUCCCUGGCCAUGUUUGCUCCCUUCUCCAAGGACUGGCAUUUCCUCAUGCAGGAACCUGGACUCAGGUGCAGCCUUGGGGUCCAUACUGAAUAGAUGCAGGUUUCCUUGCCGGUGAGAGUAUGUUUCGAUCAUGUGGAUGGUGCAGACCCUCUGACCACUUGGUCUGGAGACAGCAACAGGCCUGGGGGAUCCGUACUCAGAACCUGGCGGAAAUGACGCCCAAUGGCCUGAAGGCAGUGCUCGAUUCCCCGAGCACCUGCGCCCCUCCUCCCCAGAGCCCCCGGGGGGUGAAACCAUGCCCAGUAGGUGGUGAAAGGAGAGAACCGCAGUCAGGAGCAAAAACCCCUACAGCACGUGGUUUUUAAUUUACGUGUAAAUUUUUAGAUUUCUAAAACGGGGGGAAAAUAAUUUUGAACACUGUUCUGUGAUCAUAACUGCUAGUUUCGAGGACACUGCCAGCUGUCCUGUGUCGUGUGUGGCCACCCCUCCAUGUACUGUCACCGUCGCUGCUCUGUUUAGACCGUGGAUAGACGCUAAUGCGUAGACGGGACCCUCCGCGCUGUCUGUAGCCGCCGUGGUAUCACUUUUCAGAUGUGUAUAUUGAUGAUAGGUCAGAAAGCGUAUACAUACAAUAAAGUCUGUUCUAACUCCAGUGGGA